Mya arenaria is the source of this 2826-nucleotide messenger RNA. RefSeq lists its product as uncharacterized. Gene Ontology annotation, molecular function: nucleic acid binding. NCBI's taxonomy places the organism in Eukaryota, Metazoa, Mollusca, Bivalvia, Myida, Myidae. The transcript is spliced from 4 exons. Bases 1 to 2826 code for a protein of 941 amino acids. The record is from RefSeq and is a predicted model, not a curated record. Gene Ontology annotation, biological process: DNA integration.
AUGAAAAUCGAUGUUUUGAUAGUCCCAACUAUUGCAGUGCCGUUAUCAAACAUUCAAAAGGAAGUGAAGUCAUUGAGUUAUCUCCGGGGACUUAAGUUGGCACACCCAGUGACUGAUGCUGAAAGUUUUGACAUUUCAUUACUGAUUGGUGCGGAUUCAUACUGGAAAAUAGUGUUGAAUCAAGUCGUCAGGGGCAACGGACCUACUGCCGUGAAGUCAAAAAUUGGAUAUCUGCUUUCCGGUCCGUUACCAGGCAAAACACAACAACCAUCCGCUCAGUACAUGUUGAAUGUCAUCACAACUCCGCCGACGACCCUGGACUUGGAGCGCUUUUGGAAGCUUGAGUCCAUCGGAAUCACACCGGAAGGAGUCGAUACUUCCGGUUCCCGUAACCUGAAGACUUACAUGGAAUCUAACAUAUCAUAUGACGAGGGUCGCUACAUCGCCAAGCUUCCAUGGAAAGAUGACCAUCUGCCGUUGCCGACCAAUUAUGACGUUAGCGUGAGACGUACAGAAAACUUGAUCAAGCGGUUACGUCGUCAAUCUGCUGAUAAGCCUAGCCUAAAUGACUGCCUACAAUCAACACCGCCGGAACUGAACGACUUAGCCGGUAUACUUAUGCGUUUCCGGUUGAAAAGAUAUGCGAUUAUAACAGACAGCAAGAAGGCAUUGCUUCACGUUUCGCUGGACGAGAAAGACCGGCACGUCACGAGAUUUCUAUGGCUGAGUGACCCCGACUCCCCGCUGACCACAUACAGGUUCAAGGCCGUGCUGUUUGGGGCAACGUGUUCUCCAUUCAUCCUGUGCGCAACCACCAUCAAGCAUCUAGAAAACAACAGUGGCAACUGGGUGAGUAACCACUUACUGAGAGAUAUCUAUGUUGAUAACAUAAUAUCUAGCUUUUCGCAGGAACGAGACGUCGUUGACUUCUUCAGAGAUACACGUGCAUUGAUGUCUGCCGCCAAUUUCAACCUACGCUCCUGGAAUUCCAACAGCAGAAUCGUGCGUGAAAUGGCCAAAGUUGACCAUGUACUUGACAACGAUGGAGCUUCAAAAGUUCUUGGUAUGCGAUGGGACGCAGUCAAGGACACUAUAUCGUUUCCAGAGAGGUUGAUUCCUGUGGCUGAUAUUGUUACAAAGCGUACCAUUUUGCAGCACACAUCCAGAAUGUAUGAUCCGCUUGGACUCCUCAUCCCAGUCACCAUUCGAGCUAAGAUCAUAUUACAAGAAUUGUGGGAGAAGAAAUAUGCCUGGGACUCACCACUUCCACACGAGCUACAACAGAAAUGGCAGGAAAUAGCGCGAGACAUGAACAGUGCUUCAUCCUCUUCAUUCAACAGACGCCUAUUCAACUUUGAAGCAGACGACACCGUCAACGCAGCAGACGAAACAAUAUUGCACGUGUUUUCAUACGCUAGUAUGACGUCAUAUGGCGCAGCUGUAUACAUCUGCAGAGUCAAUCAAUCAGCGCUGGUAAUGGCAAAGUCCCGCGUUGCACCAUUGAAGAAACUUACCCUACCUCGGUUAGAGUUAAUGGCCGCAGUGAUCGGUGCGCGACUCGGGACAGACCACUGUGACGAGCCUGAGCCACAGUCAUCGUCAGAAUCUUCGAGAAACACCAUUGCAGGCAUCCAUACUAUCAUCGAUGUGACCAGAUACAACACUCUCGGGAAGCUGCUACGCGUCACCGCCUACAAACACCCAUUCACACGUUUGGUUGUAAUCGAUGCCCACGAGAGGUUACUUCAUUCUGGGUCAAGUUCAACCAUUACAUACUUCAGACAGAAAUACUGGGUACCGGUUAUCCGACGUUGCGUGCAGUCCGUGUUGCGGGCCUGCGUUAUAUGCAGACGAGUUAACGGCAACUCCUACCAUGCGCCUGAUCCACCAGCGUUACCGAAAAUACGAGUAGAGUACGCGGAACCAUUUACAGUAACUGGCGUAGACUUUACUGGUGCGUUGUAUGUACGCGAUAAAGACGGACAUGAAAAGAUAGCGUACAUAUGUUUGUUUACAUGUGCAUCGACUCGAGCUGUACACCUUGAACUCGUGCCGGAUCUCACAACAGAAACAUUUCUGCAAGCGUUUCGCCGAUUCUGCAGCCGGAAGUCCCUUCCACGUCUGAUGAUAUUAGAUAAUGCUACUACAUAUAUAGGAGCAGCGAAUCACCUACGUGAACUCAUGCAAUCAAAUGCAGGACAGGAAGAGCUCAACAGCAAAGGAACAGAAUGGCGCUUUAUCGUAAAACGUGCUCUGUGGUACGGAGGAUGGUGGGAGCGCCUGAUUGGGUUGACCAAAACUGCCGUCAAGAAGGUACUCGGUCGAUCGUAUGUGGACUUCGAGACGUUAUCCACUAUCAUCACAGAAGUUGAGGCCGUUAUCAAUGACGGUCCACUAACUUACGUCACUUCCGGAGAGGUCGAGGCGGAGCAAUUGACGCCAUCGCACUUGCUAUAUGGAAGACGAUUUACAAAGUUGCCUCAUUCCGAAGACAUUGAACUUUCGGGCCCCCGUGCGAGUAACUUUGAAAACAUUGACAAUUUCCGCGUACGAUGGAAGACUGAAUAUUUAACAGCUUUAAGGGAGCACCACCGUGUUUCCGGCAAAAACCAGCAGACCAUCAAUGUUGGCGACGUUGUCCAGGGCUACAACGAGACACCGAGGUCCUCAUGGAAACUAGCAGUUGUGGAGGAGACCAUUACCGGAAACGAUGGGUUGGUUCGUGCAGCGCGGAUUUGGACACAAAAUGGACAUCACACUACCCGCCCUAUCGUAAAACUGUAUCCUCUAAAAGUGAUGUGUGACACCGUCAGUGCAAGAGACUAA